AUGGAGGUAACCACCUUAGUAGGGGCUCUGCUGAGGAAGGCUGGGGCUGUAAAGCUCAAGGCAGAUGAGGCCAAGACUCAGCUUGCCAAGUUGAAGGAGAAGAGUGCAAGUUGGGAGAGUGCCGACGCUGAUCUGCAAGCGAUCAAGGUGGAGCUGGAGAACACACGCCGUCAGGUUGUGUCGCUCGAGUUCCAACUGGCUGGCGAGCAGAAGAGGUUGGAUGAGACCCGAAAAGCCUGCACGGUCGCGAUCGAACGACAUGUAGAGGCAAUGAUCAAUAAUGAAGAGCUGGUCAGGCAAAAGGAUGAGGCAGACGUGAAGAUUAGCGAGAGAGCGACGGCGACUGCUAAGAGGGAGACCUUAAAGAAGGAGUUGGAGGCAGAGAAGGCCAAGGCAGCCUCUGAAACGGCGACCCUGCGGAAGGAGCUGGAGGAAGAGAGGGCGAAGACAGCCUCUGAAAGGGCGGCUUACCCCAAUCUGUAUGUGGCAGCAGUGGAUCAAUUCAAGGGGUCUGCUGAGUUUCAGAUGGCAGUGGAUGCCGCGGUCGCCAGCAGCUUGGUAACGGAGGAGUCUAGAGGGGCGGGCCCAUCGAGGAUGACCGUUGGGGGCAAAACUGAAGCGGAAGUGAUUGAGAGCUUCCAACAGUCAAACUUCUAUAAACACGAAAUAGCUGAGUUCUGA
This is a messenger RNA of Camellia sinensis, 681 nucleotides long. NCBI's taxonomy places the organism in Eukaryota, Viridiplantae, Streptophyta, Magnoliopsida, Ericales, Theaceae. The record is from RefSeq and is a predicted model, not a curated record.